Molecule: messenger RNA, 3697 nt
Organism: Linepithema humile (Argentine ant)
Lineage: Eukaryota; Metazoa; Arthropoda; Insecta; Hymenoptera; Formicidae
Product: constitutive coactivator of PPAR-gamma-like protein 1 homolog
Cellular component (GO): nucleus
Source: RefSeq, a predicted model, not a curated record
UUCUCCGACGACCGACACGACCAUCCUGAUACCUACGUUUAUCCCCGGCACGUUUCACCGCGAUCCUUCGCUCGUUCUCGUUCGAGCGACAAUCCCUUUUUUGAAACCCACCGAUUAUCUCCGGUGACCGGCUUCGUAAGCUAGCCGGCACUAACGUGGGAACAUCCGUGCAGCACCCGCGACAGCCCAACGUGUGCAUAAACAAAAUUGAAACUUUUGAAAUUGAAAUUAGGUUUCUUCACAUGUUAAAACACUUCAGGAAAGUAAAACAGACGUAAAAGAUUAAACACAUCAUUGGUCUUAAAACACAAGGAUAAGCAACUCAAAAAAAAAAAAAGAUAGCAACAUUAUUAUAUAUAUAUUAAACAAAAACUCAAGCAAAUCAACUUGACUGGAGAGCAACUUGGAAGUACUGAAAACAUGGGCAUUGAUUACUUGCACCUUUUCUUAAACACUUGCCAAGGGGGAUCAGUGGCUGUGGACUUGCUGAAAAUCGCACGUCUGGGUCCUCAACGACAACGCACUCGUGUAAUUAAAGGACAACAGCUACACAAUUCUGGCAAAUUAAGACUAGUUCUUGAUGGAGAAUGUUGCUUAGAUCGAUUAUACGGUGGAUAUUUCUCAGACUGGGCCUGCGGUGGACAAUGGAACCGUAUGAUUCAGUUUUUGGCGGUAUUCAUCCAAGCGACAGAAAUGUCAGGAUUGGAGUUAGCCGUAUUCUUUAAUGGAUGUUUUGAACCUCUACGACGUGCAGACUGGAUAGAACAGCAGUUGCAAAUGCGCGCUAAGGUUAAUAAUGUCUUAAAACACAUAGCAACGAAAGGCACACCACCGCCGAAAAUCUGGUGGACUCCUCCAGUAUGUUUAAGGACCAGUUUACGUAUGGCUCUCAGGCAUUUGAAUGUCACAGUAUUAUGUAGCAUGGAUGACCAUCAUCAGGAAGUAAUUGCAUACUGUCGCGAGAAUAAUUAUAAUGGACUGAUAGCUGAUGAUGCAGAAUAUGCUGCAUUUGAUCCUCCGCGGUAUUUUUCAUCGGAGCAACUGAAGCUUACAUAUAAGGGUUCUCUUGAUACCAAGGAAUAUAUGCUUUCUGAACUCACCAAAGCUCUCAACAUACCAUCUGACAGACUCUGUAUAUUAGCAGCCUUACUUGGAAAUUAUAUAUUGACCGAAAAUGACUUGGCUGAUUUCUAUAAGAAGCUUAAUAUUAGCACCAACGUGCUAAGUAAGACAAACGUGGAACAAAUGAUAAAGACAAUUGCAAAUUUUGUAAAGGAACUUCCAUCUACGGAAUUGGAUGUAGUGUCACAAAAGGUUUUCGGCUCCAUCUCCGAUCCUAGGUGUUCCAAGUUGAGGCAAUCCAUUCAAUAUUACUUAAACGGAACAAAGGAAGGAUUUUUACACUACAAGCCUGUGAAACCAACGAAAGUUCAUAAACUAGAUUCCAAAACGAGCGCACAGCCUCAAUCGAAUUUAUCCGACGCAUCACCAGCCUCGGACGGCGAUUCAAGUUUGGAGACAUCGAGAUUUGCUUCCGAGACUUUGGAAAGCGAACGCGAAAGCUUGAAUGCGUACAAACAGGCGACGGCUAAUGCAAAGGCGGCGCCGCAAAUCGUCAUUGAUCCACCCGGAAUUCAGGGUCACGGAGACGCAGAUACUAUACGUAUCGAAGAAGAACAACAAAAUGACGGACACGCUAUUAACGGGACACACAAUCUCUUGAUAAGUUCUUCAAGUUCGAGCAGUAGCUCUUCAGCGACAUCACCAUCCCAUGCGACGGCCGACUCGACAAGACAACCGGAGAAAACGACCAAUAUUCCCAGCACAUCGCCGGAAGUCAUGCGUACUGCCUCAGAACGUCAUCAAAAGGGAUUAAUGUCACCGUACAUCUAUCAAAUUCUUAUCGCUGGUGAAAUCAAGUUGCCGAUCCUCUUGGAGGACGAAAAUCAUCGUGAAUUUCCUUCUAUUCACGUGAUUUACAGACCGAUCCGACAAAUGGUGUAUGCGAUCCUGUUCAAUCUUCAUCACCGAAUGUAUCUAGCCACAAAGAGUAAAGAGAAGGGCGAUAGUGAGAAGGUCGAAGUCCCAGACGUGAUAAUAAAGGAAUGGGUAUGGUCCAAGUCCAAUCCGUAUCAGACGCCGGAACAAGUUAAAGCGGAGCAGAUCGGAUGGGGCGUGCCUACAAUUCAACGUUUAUGGUUUGGCACAGUAAUAGAUGACAAGCGGCGCAGACUGAGGGGAUUCCUGACCUGCAUGAGAUCGGACACACCUCUCAUGUUAAAUACCUCUUACGUGCCUCAACAUCUGCUGGUCAUGGCUUGUGUUUUGAGAUACAUUAUGUCUUUCUCCGAUAAAAUAAAAAUCUUACGCCGUCAGGAGUUAGACGCUUUCAUUGCACAAGCCUUCUCACCGGAGCUUAUGAACGCUCAGUAUUUGCAGGAUCUGCAGCUUCCAUUGGUGACGUCACGCGGUGUGCAAUUAGCUACCUUGUUUAUGGCUGGCGUCGAGACCGCAUUGUUAGCGAACGAUGCGUGCGGCGCGCCGAUUCCGUGGUUGAUGUGCUGCCCUUGGCUUUACUUUGACGGCAAAUUGUUCCAUCAUACGUUGGCACGCGCCACUAUGGCCAAGAACUUAUUGGAACUCUGCAGUGGCCACAUUGAUCGUGUGGUGAAGGUUGAAAGGAUGAGAAAGGCGAUACUCGAGGGAAUUAACGUUGUAUUUGCACGUCCGCCUUUACCUGUUACGCCAGGUAUUCGUGUGUCCGUUCCCUCGAAUAUCCUACCCGCUGGCUGCGCCAUUAAUGACGGAUUGAUACGCGGUCGUGGUAGCGGUGCAAUACCACAACGCGGUUUGAUGCGACGUCCCAUUCCAUCGCGCGGCGGUCAGUUGGAAAUCGCGGGAGUCGUGGUGGGCCAGUGGGGGCCAAAUUACGGACAGCCUGGUCGUUUGCCGCAACCCCUGCAGGGACACCCCCCUCGCGGACGAAUCCCACCGCAGGUAACUUCUAUCGGUGGGCUAAAAUAUGGUCUUCCUCGCGGUUUCAAUCCAAUAAGCCGGCCGACGUUUCAAACACGCGGAACCAGUCGUGCUCCAAUUGCUGGACGCGGAAAGAAGACUCAAAUGAAGGUGACUGCCAAAAAGAAGACUACGAUCAAGAAGACCAAGGAAAUCGAGAAGAAAGAUAACAAGGGUCGUGGAAUCACUGUCGAUGGAAUCACCGAUUAUAACGAAACUCAAAGUGAUAGCGCACGUGCGUUACCGAAUGAAGUGCACAAGGCGAAAGACGCAUUGUCUGUGCCGGGUCAGUUCGAUGACGCGGUGGAGAAUGGUAAAGCUAUGGAAAAGGGGCAAGGCGAUGCGCCGCUCGUCACUCCAGUUGCUACGGAAAAUUAGGUAUCAGUAUCAGAGAGAGAACUUUUCGGAAAAUGUCUAUAACCACUCCCGGAUCGUGACUGAAGACUGCUAACAAUCUACUUAUAUAUGUUCUGAGCAAUUGUGCACCGGUAACAUUUGAAUAUCUGUCUUCGAAAUUUAUAUCUGAUCAGAUAAUCGAAUGUCAGGAAAAUCGGUAGAUUACCUAUAUGUGUUAUGUGCCUUAUAACAAGGCAUUAUUCUAUUUGAAUUUACUUUUUGUCUAAUCAACGUAAUAUAAUUUAAUAUGAGAUAUAUAUAUAUAACCGUUAUCAGGACCAGUGAU